Molecule: messenger RNA, 858 nt
Organism: Diorhabda carinulata
Lineage: Eukaryota; Metazoa; Arthropoda; Insecta; Coleoptera; Chrysomelidae
Exons: 5
Coding region: 48-740 (230 amino acids)
Source: RefSeq, a predicted model, not a curated record
AUAAUAUUUUAGAAUCAGUGUGAAAACUACUUGUGUAUAAACAUAAAAUGAAAUUUCUAAUAAUAACUUUUGCUAUAGCUGGUGCCUUUGCGGCUAUACCAUCUUUGGAUCUGAGGACAGGUGAUGAAAACGUUGAGUUGGGAAGUGUGAUAACCGAUUUAAUAAACAAAACCAUCAAUUCUUUGAUUGAAAAUCUUGACGAACCUCUGGUCUUAGAUGAUAUAAAUGUAGACGAAAACUCUGAAGGGCUCUCGGGUACCAUAGAUGUGACUAAUAUCAAAAUAUCGGGCUUGAAGAGUUUGGUUGCCACAUACAUAGACGUCAACCUUAUAAGUAAAAUAAUGAAUAUAACUAUUCACAUUCCAGACAUAAAUCUUCAAUUUGCUGCUAAUGUUGAUGUCGUGUUAGCUGAAUUGAUUCCUUUGUACGGUGCCGGAAAAAACAGCAUAGACUUGAGCGAAAUCGAACUAACUAUAACAGGAUUAAUUGAUAUACACGAUCUUAAGCAUAUCAAAGUUCAAGAUGUUGGAGUUCUUAUACAUUUGGAUUCAGCCACGUUCAACUUUAAUGGUCUGCUCAAUAAUGUUGAAUUCACUGCUCUAAUCAACACGAUGCUCACAGACAAUGUUGCUGCCUUCAUAAACGAUAACGAUGCUUUGUUAUCUAAAGUUCUCGGACAAAUUAUUGAAGAUAUUGUCAAUCAAAAUACGACAAUGGAGAAUUUUGAAAGUUUUCCCUAAUUAAAUUUGUAAGAUUCAAUUUCAAAAAUGUUUUAUACAUAAUAGAAAAAAUGUGUAACAUAAUUUUUUAUUUAAUUGUUCUUUCGAUUUGCAAAUUAAAGAUAUUAUAAUUUUGGAA